UUUGAAGGGAUUAAGGACUAAGGAAAGUCCUAUGCGGCUGUGCGCUAUAUUCUAGCUGAGCCCAGUAAACUGUUAUUGAAGCUAUACAUGCUCGAUCGAGGAGAAGCGCACAAGAAGGAGCCAACUACCAAGCAAAGGCAAUGAAUUCUGCAAAUUCCCACUUGAUUUGUCCUAUUUUCUUAUCCCUAAUCAUCGCCGUGUUCUCGCUGAGCUUCCUACACGCUCUAGGGCAGCAAAUAGAUUGGGGAAGCGAAGGAUCUCAAAAUGGGUUGGGACGCAGAGUUCUGAUGAGUUUCAAGGAAAAGCCCCCGGGGAGUAACGUCACAUUUGAAUGCUCUCCUUCUGGACCCUGCGUCCCCUGCCUCUACUCCGAGAAGGGUGAUGAGAAAUAUCGCUGCAGUGAAACUGGCUACCGAAUCCCAUUAAAGUGUAUAGAAAGUGAAAAUUCUGUCAAAAGUUCAGAGAAAUCAGAUUCUCAAAAUGCACGGUCUACUCUGGAAGUCUCCAAUGGCAUUGCUGAAUCACAUAAGGUGUUGAAUGAUUCCAGAGAGUUGUUCAGUACCUCUAAAGAACAAAGAAGUUUACUUGAUAGUUCAUCUACUUCAGAUAACAGGUUGCAGGCUUACAUCACUUAUAGAAGCUGUAUACCUGCAACUACUGAAGACAAGCUGUCUGUCCUUAGUUUUGAGGGGAUUGUGAUUUUGUUGUUGCUCGUCAGUGGAUCAAUCAUAUAUCUGAGAAAAAAGAAAGGGGUUUCAGUGUCGGGUUACGCGGCAGUAAGGUCGUAGGCACACUCGCUGUUGUUGACAAACAAGUUGUAUGAUGAGAUCUAUACUUCAAAUAUAGCUUAUUUUUGUUUUAAUAUCAAGUUUCAUGAAAGUUUUUCAUAUUAACUUAUUUUUGUUUUUUCUCCCUUUCAUUGCUGACACCACGAACUAUUAUAUUGACUGACGCGGGUUUAUAUAAUUCUUUUGUGUAUUGUACAAGUGUUUUGAAAUUUGAAGUUUGGCAUUGCUUUGCAGAUUUUGUGUAAUUUGUUCCAUGUUUCGCUUAGACGGCUCAGUCCACUAUGUUCUCA
Messenger RNA from Prosopis cineraria, 1078 nucleotides. RefSeq lists its product as uncharacterized. The record is from RefSeq and is a predicted model, not a curated record. Lineage: Eukaryota; Viridiplantae; Streptophyta; Magnoliopsida; Fabales; Fabaceae. The transcript is spliced from 4 exons. The coding region runs from base 141 to 788 and encodes 215 amino acids.